GGUGGAAACAUACCCUAGCCAUUGUGUCUGACCAAUCGGCCGCUGUUCGCCUCAUUGACGGCGCUCUGCGCGGACGCAAGCUGACUUGCCGUUUGAUGAGUUGUACUAACGUUUGCACUGUCAAUUCGGUAUCAUCACAGGCUUACAACACCGGCCGCUUCUUCCAGCCAUGUUUCAGAGUCAUAUGAUGCAACUACGUGUACGUGUACAUCACUCAUGCAGCACUUCACUAGUAUAAGGGGGCGGUCAACAUCUACGCCGUAUAAGUAUCAAUUGCUGCUAUCAUAGCCUUUCCUGAUCUCCUUCAACAUCCCUUCGCUCUACCCCACUAUUACGCUGCCGACCUGCACCCGCGUUCGUCUCGUGGCUCACCCACAUCUUCGCCCAGCAUGUGCAAGUACACAAUCACGAUACUCGAAUGCGGUCACAAACAAGAUGAUCAUGCCGACACUUACAACUGCCCCUACUUCGAGAGGACCACCGUCCCCUGUGACCGUGACAACCCCAGGACAAAAGAUCGCUGCAUUGUAAAAACCAGAGACCAGAACGGAAUUUGCAAUAGAUGUCUCCGCGACAACGAAGAAGCCGCCAUACGCCGUGACGAGGAACGAGAAAGAGAAUUCAAACGCCGAGAAAACGAAGAAGCCGCAGAAGCAUUACGCCGUGGAGAGAGAGAACUUCUCGAGAAGAACCGUCGGCAGGCAGAAGAAAGACGACGGGCUCAGCAACAAGCCGAAGAAGAAGCCAGGGACAGAAGCCGCCGGGAAGCGGACCAAAAGCAGCGAGCUGAGGAAGAGGCCAGGGAGAAAAGCCGCAGGGAGGCCGAACAAAGACGUCGGGCGGAACAGAGGGCCGAAGAAGAGGCUACGGAGAAACGCCGCCGCGAAGCAGAACGAAAACGUCGGGCGGAACGGAAAGCCGAAGAAGAAGCUAUGGAGAAACGCCGCCGGGAAGCGGAGCAAAGACGGCGGGACGAGGAAGAAGCUAUGGAGAGAGACCGUAGGGAGGCGGAAGAGAGGCGGCGGCGGGCCGAGAAAGAAGCCGAGGAAGAGGCCAUUGCGAGAAAGCGUAGGGAACACGAGAGAAAGAUGGCUGAAGAAGAACAGGCUUUGCUGAAAAGCCGCAGAGAUCAUGAAAAGAAGAUGGCAGAAGAGAGAGAAGCCUUUGAGAAAAGCCGGAGGGAAUAUGAGAAGAGAAUGGCAGACGAGCAAUUGGAGCGAGAUAUGCAGCUCAUGAUCCAAAAAACCAAGGAAGAAGAAGAAAGGAAGAAGAGGGAGGAGGAGGAGGCGUUGCAGCGAGCUUUGAGGGAGUCUGCAAAAUGGGAGCAGGAAAGGAAGUACCAAGAGGAUCUACUUCGAUCAAGGACUGCCGCACCGCCAUCACCACCCGCCACACCACCUGCGCCCCCAGCCCCAGCCCCCAAACCCGCCGUCAGCAAAUCCGCUCCCCGACCCCCUCCAGCACCCAAGCCCACACCAAAAGAAAUCAACUACUCUCUCCCUGCUGUUGGCGACCAAAAGAUUGGUCGUUUCACAAUGGGCGGGCGCCGUGUGCCUAUCCACGAAUCUCAAGACAUCCCCGACACACCUACAACGUCUGGAAUACCCAUGUCACCCACGAGCCCGGCGCCAUUUGCGCGUCUUGGUGGCGCUAUUGCAGCUUCUGACGUCCCUGUUGUGAGGGAGGUUAGGGGCCAGGUCCCACCUGUGAAACCGGCUGCUAUGGACUCGAGGGCUGGGUUGAGGAGGACGAGCGAGACGAGGAAGGCGCCACCGCCCGUGCCGGAGCGCAUAGGUGUUGAUCCUAAGCUGCAAGCGCUGUUGGAGAAGCGGAGGGCUUGGGAAGCAGAAGAAGAAGAGAAGAAGGACGUCUCGCCACCUCGGUCUCCUUCAGGGCAAGAGCCUACUGCACGAAGGCUGAGUCCGUCUGAAUUUGACACCAAACGUAAGACGGGCUGGAAGAAGGAGGAGGCGUGAGCUUUUCUUGUUUUGCAUUGAAGGUGUCGAUGGCGUAGUGGGCAUAUGACUUCAUUCCUCAUAUGGUAUCUAUCCUAUGUAGCAUCUCGCAAUCCACCACAAUA
Alternaria rosae is the source of this 2080-nucleotide messenger RNA. RefSeq lists its product as uncharacterized. The record is from RefSeq and is a predicted model, not a curated record. Bases 390 to 1976 code for a protein of 528 amino acids. The transcript has 2 exons. Lineage: Eukaryota; Fungi; Ascomycota; Dothideomycetes; Pleosporales; Pleosporaceae.